AUGCGUCCCCCGUUGCAGGAGGCUGUGCCAGCCCUUGUCCCGCGAGACCUGGCUGGGAACAAGGGCUCUCGAGGCGGUGCUUCCUGGCGCUGGCGCCACACCCCCGCUACAGGCAGGCGCCGUAUCUGCGCCAUCCGCGAGGCCUUCGAGGAGGCGGGCGUGCUGCUGCUGCGGCCCCGGAGCCCCCUGUCCGCCGCGCGUGAGCCGGGCCGCGUUCUCGAGCCUCCGCCGGGCCUGGCCGACUGGCGCGCCCGCGUCCGCCGCGACCCGCAGCACUUCCUGCGCCUGUGCGCGCACCUCGACUGCACUCCCGACAUCUGGGCGCUGCACGACUGGAGCGCCUGGCUCACGCCCUUCUCGCGCAAAGGCGGCCGCCGCUUCGAGACGACCUUCUUCCUGUGCUGCCUGCGCGAGCCGCCGCCGGUCUUCCCGGACCUGGUGGAGGUGGUGGACUGCCAGUGGUCAUCGCCAUCAGAGGCAACCGAGAGUUUCACAUCAAAAGAAAUUUGGUUUGCACCCCCGCAGUUCUACGAAAUAAGAAGACUGGAAAACUUCGCCUCUCUCUCUGACUUGCACAAGUUUUGCUUGGAUCAUGAAUUAGAAGAGGUGGAGAGAUGGAUGCCGAUCAUAUUAGUAACUGCUGAUGGGAUGAUGCAUCUCUUACCAGGAGAUGAGAUGUACUUAGAAGAUUCAAACUUUUUAGAAAAUCUUAUGUCCACUGAAAAAAAGAAUGCCGAAAUCAUGAAGGAAGGGAAGAAGUUUCACCGAGUAGUGAUUUACAGUCGUCAUGAUUAUAACAUCCACGUGACUGUUCAGUCAAAGCAUAAACACGUUUAUCCUAAGAACUACGUAGUAAGUAAGAGCCGUUUGUAGAGAACUGCUUCUUUGUACGCUGGCCUACCCGAGGUUGUCCUCACGACAAAUGAGAAUUCACCAGACUUGCUUGGAACUUAAGGAACUCUGUGCCUAUCUAAGUUCCAGUUCAGCCUCUCAUAUUUCUAGUAUUAUGGAGUUCUCCUAUUUUACUCUUUGAACCUUACAGUAUCACACAAGUAUAAAGUAUUAAUGAUCUUGUUGCCAGAAUGAGAAAAAAAUUUUCACAAGGGUUUCCACUUCUGUAGUGUUUUACUGUCAAAAGUUUAAGUAAGAUAUUCUACUGCCAUUGUCUUAAGAAAAAAAAAUUUUUUAUUGAAGUAUAGUCGAUUUACAAUGUUGUGUUAGUUUCAGGUGUACAGAGAAGUGAUUCAGUUAAAUAUAUAUAUGUGUAUGUAUGUCAUCUUUUUCAGAUUCUUUUCUAUUAUAGGUUAUUACAAGAUACUGAAUAUGGUUCCCUGUGCUGUACAGUAGGUCCUUGUUGUUUGCCAUUGUCUUUUAACUAUGCAACUUUAACACUUUGCUUGAUGUGCUUAGGAGAUCGAGCCAUGAAUUCCUUAGACUUUCUACUAGGAUAAAUUUAAGGAUGUCUGAUUAGAUUGUGAACUGAAGCCUGAGACAACCUUUAAGUGACAGUGUCAUUAUUUUCAUAUGACUUCAGCUUGAUGAUUAAGGUACAAUUCUGCGUAAAACUAAAUGGCAUCAGAUACUAGAUUUACCAAAUUGGAAAUUACUUUAGUGACUAUUUUAAAGAAAUAUGAAGCCAUGACAAAAGCCAUAAUUCUCUUAACUAAUAGAAUACAGAGGUUAGAGAGAUGUAGAACUAUUCAUUAUUUAAUAGUACGUAUUAAUGAUGUUUAUUUUCAGUAUUUUUAAUAUAGAAAAUUUUUUCACCUUCCUCUUGUGAAAAACAUGUUUAUUGGUUAAAGAUGGGAAAUAGUUAAGACUAAUUCUAUUUCAGAUCUUUGACUAUAUUAUGUAUUGUACAAUGAAUUCUAUUUUUCAUGAAAUGUUUUGGUUUUCCUACAUAUGAAAUAGAUGUAUUGAUAAAUAAAGUUUAUGUGGAUUAUUUAAUCCUGACUGG
Messenger RNA from Vicugna pacos (alpaca), 1957 nucleotides. Lineage: Eukaryota; Metazoa; Chordata; Mammalia; Artiodactyla; Camelidae. The record is from RefSeq and is a predicted model, not a curated record.